AUGGUUACUACUUUUCUUAAACCUUUUCAACCUUCUCUUAAAUCUUCCUUUCCUUUGAUUCGGUCGCAAGGCAACAGAAGAGAUUCAUCAGAGUUCGUGGAAAAGCAGCAACAGCCGCUUCGGUUAUCCUUGAGGAAGUGGGUCAAUGGAACUUGUUCUACUGCAGUUUUUCCCCAAAUUGAUGGGUGCAGAUGGUUGGUAAAUUACCCAAAUAACUCUCCUAGAAAGGUGCAGGUUUAUGCAAGUGGACCUGGUCACUUUUAUCCCAAUUUGGAUACUCUUCCAGAAAGUGUGGAUUGGAGGUCGAAAGGAGCUAUAAUGAAAAUCAAAGAUCAAACUGACACUAAUUCUUGUACUGCUCAAACUUUAACCUCAUGUAUGGAGAGUUUGAUCUUCAUACAAACUGGUGAAAAGGUGAUAUUAUCUGCCAAAGAGAUUGUAGACUGCUGUGAAGAGUUCGAUUUUGAAGCAGGUUUAUAUGAUAUCAAGUCAGCCUAUGAUUACAUUGGCAACAACGGUGUGUGUUUAGAAGCGGAUUAUCCUUGGACUAAAUACUACAGUCCAUGUCGUUUUGAUGCUUUUAAUUCGAAGGAAAAAUUCUAUAUUGAUGGCUAUGCUACUGUCCCGGUGCAAGAUGAAAGCUGGAUGGAGCUUGCAAUAGCUCAACAGCCUGUUGCUGUUGAGCUAUGGUUGGUGAAAGAAGAUUACGAGAGUUACAAAGAGGGAAUUUAUUCCACAGAGUACAAGUUUGAAUAUGUAUUGCAUAUGAUGGCGGCAAUUGGAUACAAUAGUAAAGCAUGGAUUUUCCUAAACUCUAGAGGUGUUGGUUAUGGUGUGGAUGGGUAUAUGUACGUGAAACGGGGAAUGGAUUUUGAGCGCUACCCUGAAGGAAUAGGCAGGGUUUGCUUAAAUGUGACCUAUCCCAUCAUGUAA
Dovyalis caffra is the source of this 933-nucleotide messenger RNA. The record is from the annotation of a GenBank genome assembly. Lineage: Eukaryota; Viridiplantae; Streptophyta; Magnoliopsida; Malpighiales; Salicaceae.